AUCCCAGGGUGGAGGCCCCAUGUGACGGCGAGCAGAGUCCGGAGUGGCCACCGUGGCGGGAAGAGCGCUGGGCGGGAGCCACGAUCCGCUGGAAGCUGUUGCGUAAACUGCACGCAGAGGCCAGGUGCGGAUCUCCUAAGCCCCGGCGUCCUCUGGGGCCCGGAAGAGACGCCGCCGGCGGCCCCCGCGCCGAGCACAGUCCCGACGCGGCACCCGCUGUCGCGAUCCGGUAGCGGGUGACGUGUGUGGGCGGGGCCUAAGCGGCCUUGGCUGCAGUGCGAUAGAGCAUCCUGGAGGCGCCUGGCCACCGGGAGGCCACGGUAAACAGGUGUGCAGGAGCCAUUUGCCAUGGAAGCCAGGGAGCAUGGGAGCCCCACACCCACCUACCACCUCCUCACCUCAGCCAACCAGCCCAGGGUGGAAGAAGAUGUCAGCUCACCACCUCGAGAACCCUCAGAGACUAUGCAACUUAAGAAGGAGAUCUCUCUGUUGAAUGGGGUCAGCCUGGUGGUAGGCAACAUGAUCGGCUCAGGGAUCUUUGUCUCACCCAAAGGGGUGCUGGUGUACACUGCCUCCUAUGGCUUGUCGCUAGUUGUAUGGGCCAUUGGUGGGCUCUUCUCUGUUGUGGGUGCCCUGUGCUAUGCUGAGCUGGGGACCACCAUCACCAAGUCAGGGGCCAGCUAUGCUUAUAUUCUGGAGGCCUUUGGGGGCUUCGUUGCCUUCAUCCGUCUGUGGGCCUCAUUGCUAAUUGUUGAGCCCACCAGUCAGGCCAUCAUUGCCAUCACCUUCGCCAACUACAUCAUCCAGCCGUCCUUCCCCACCUGUGAUCCCCCAUACGUGGCCUGCCGUCUCCUUGCUGCUGCCUGCAUAUGUCUGCUGACAUUUGUAAACUGUGCCUAUGUCAAGUGGGGCACACGAGUACAAGACACAUUCACCUACGCCAAGGUCAUGGCGCUCAUUGCCAUCAUUGUCAUGGGCCUUGUUAAACUGUGCCAGGGACACUCUGAGCACUUUGAGGACGCCUUUGAGGGUUCCUCCUGGGACAUGGGAAACCUCUCUCUUGCCCUCUACUCUGCCCUCUUCUCUUACUCAGGUUGGGACACCCUUAAUUUUGUAACAGAAGAAAUCAAAAACCCAGAAAGAAAUUUGCCCUUGGCCAUUGGGAUCUCUAUGCCAAUUGUGACACUCAUCUACAUCUUGACCAACGUGGCCUAUUACACAGUGCUGAACAUUUCAGAUGUCCUUACUAGUGAUGCCGUGGCUGUGACAUUUGCUGACCAGACAUUUGGCAUGUUCAGCUGGACCAUCCCCAUUGCUGUUGCCCUGUCCUGCUUUGGGGGCCUCAACGCAUCUAUCUUUGCUUCAUCAAGGUUGUUUUUCGUGGGUUCCCGUGAGGGCCACCUUCCGGACCUCCUGUCCAUGAUCCACAUUGAGCGUUUUACACCUGUUCCUGCUUUAUUGUUCAAUUGCACCAUGGCACUCAUCUACCUGGUUGUGGAGGAUGUUUUCCUGCUCAUCAACUACUUCAGCUUCAGCUACUGGUUCUUUGUGGGACUUUCUGUUGUUGGACAGCUCUACCUUCGUUGGAAGGAGCCUGAGCGGCCUCGGCCUCUCAAGCUGAGCCUGUUUUUUCCCAUAGUGUUCUGCAUAUGCUCCGUGUUUCUGGUGAUUGUGCCCCUCUUCAGUGACACCAUCAAUUCCCUCAUUGGCAUUGGGAUCGCCCUAUCUGGUAUCCCUGUGUAUUUCAUGGGUGUUUACCUGCCAGAGUCCCGGAGGCCACUGUUUGUUCAGAGUGUCCUGGCUACUAUCACCAGAAUCACCCAGCAGCUUUGCUUUUGCGUCCUGACUGAGCUAGAUGUAGCUGAAGAGAGAAAGGUUGAGAGGAAAACUGACUAGAGGCCAGAGGUGACAUCCCCUGAAGCCCAGAUGGCUGAAAGUCCAAAUAACAAGACUGUGUGGGCCCAACCCUCCUGAAUUAAAGGAGCCUAUUGACCCACAUUCUGUAAGGGGGCUCAGGGCCAGUCCUCACUCAUUGGUAAGCUAUGGGAGUAUACUCAGGGUUCAGGCCAGCCUGAAGGUGGGAACCUCAGGGUGGAGGGGAAGCUGGGGAGUGGUUGUUUAGGUUUGUUCUUGGUGAGUAGGUGCAGCCCUGACCUUGGUAAGCUGCAGUGGGGAAAGAGAGAGUGCUAGGUUGAUGGCUAUGGAUGGUGUUUCACAGCUACUUGAGAUUUGAACUAGAAAGCGCUAUAGUGGGGUUAUUUUAUAGGAAGUUUUCCUCUGACUAGGUCCAAACACUUUCACUUUAGAGGCCUGAAAUGGUACCAUUUCUUCCUGUGGCUCAAAAUUCUUACCUGGCAAGAGGGUUGUAUUCCCUUUUGUUUGCUGGGUGGCAUGAACAGCAAAACUCUAGAUAACUGACGUGGGAAUAGUAUAUUUUUCUUUCCCUGAAUUCUCAAGAGGACUACUAUUCCUUGUCCUGGAAGUUCACAUUCAAACAAACAAGCUUGAUGGGAGGAAGUUUUUUCAGGGUCUCAGCAUUGCUCACUGAAGGUUCCUCCUGUCAAGGUUGGCCUGUCAUUUGUGGGUCUGUAUACUUGGCAAGCUGCAGGAUGUCAUUGUAUACAAACUAUACAUCUCCCUGAGGAGGUCUUGACUGUCUGAUUGACUUCACUCCAAUCAUAUUUGCAUUUAUUGUCAAAACUCUUAAGAAUGGAGGCAAGUCUCUGGCUCCUUAACAAGUUGGUCUUGGCCACCUAACUGUGCUCUUCCUAGCUGGAACCAUGGAGCAUCAGAGGAGGCUGCAGUCCUGAAGCAAGUGCUGGGAAGAAUAUCACUGGGAGUAGCUCUGUGGGUAACUGGAUGUUUCAUCGCUGCCACCAAAUUCCAUUAUUUAUUGAUAUUUAAUCCAGAACACCAACACCAAUUCUAGCAAAACAUUUGUGUUCAUUUGCCUACAGGAUGUAAUAAGCAAUUAUGUUUAAAAAUUCAAAGUACCUAAAACUGAGUCUCUCUGCCCCCAGAGAUGUCUCAAAGGUCAGGUUCUGAAGGAUUUUAUGUUCAGUUUCACACAAUCUUCUCAUGAAGGUGAACUUUAAAGAUUUUUAAAAUCAUGUACCUAUUAAACUUCAGAUCACAUGUUACUAGCACCUGGCUCAAACCCAGCAAGGACAGGUGAACAACUUCAUGAGUCAGAAGCCUAGUAUUACUGCUAUUUUGAAGGAUAACCCUUUAUUUUAUUGAGACCAUAGGUCUUUAUUAUAGUUGAUAGAAAGAAAAUCUCUGGGUUUCUGGUAUGAAUUUUAAGACAGUUGAAAUGUUCCGGAAUUCAGGUGACUCAUCUGAAUUCUAUCAAUUUUGUCAGCGACUUGGAGAGCAUCUCAUGGAUCCAAAUAGCUUGUUCUGUGUAAGGACCUGUGUUUGGGACUGCUGUGCAGACCCAAGCAAGCCCACCCUGGUGCUGGAAGUGGUCAAUUUUUUUUUUUUUUUCUUUCCUGAUAACCUCACACCAGAUUACAUCCUCUCUUCUGUCCCUGGCACCAGGCUGUUUACACUCCAAGCCGCCUUGGUGGGUCAUGGGAUAGUGCACUCCUCUUCUGCGUGCCUUCCCUUGUCCCUGAGGCCUGGUGGUACUGCAGUCUCAGGAAGUGCUUGGUACUUGUGGAACUUCUAUUUUCUCCCUGAGAAGAUCAUUGAAGACUCUGGGAGAAAAGCUACUUCAACCUCAAUCUGGCUCCUCAGCAAACUGUGAAAGUGGAAGCAACUAAUUCUGGUGCUUAGACUGGGUUGCUGUCAGGCCAGAGCAGCACGUUGGCCUAAUUUGGGUCUUCCUUUGUGGGCAAGAUGGAUGCACUGGAUUGUACAACUGUUCUGGGAUACCUCCUGACACUGUCAUUAUAGUCUCAAGAGAACCUGCUGACUUGGCACACCCCAUAGACAUAUUAUUCUUAGCUUUUUGAACUGAUCAACAGUAAAGACAAGAACUAUGAGGCAAUCUUCCCUUCUAAUCAUUCUUCACCAAACUGGCCCAUUGCAGACAAGGUCGUAACCUUGGUCAAUAUCCUUGCUCAAUAAAGAUUUAGAGGAGCAUAUCACGUUUGCCUUUGGUUGAGAGCAUGCAUCUGUGAGAACAUGGUGGACAUUCCUACUGUUGGGGAUUUGUGUAGUAAAUUCCUACCUGAGGACAAAGAAUAUUGUGCAAAGGCUGACUUACAUAAACUAUAAACAUCUGUUUGAGCCAAGCUGGCACCCAUCCCAGGACUUCUGGAGCUAAUUUCUUUAAGCAGAAUGUGUUUGUCUUAAGGAUCCCUGACCCUGACUUUAGUGUUCUUCACCCAAUAACCAGCUAAUCUCAAGAAUUUACUGCCUCCCAGUGGUUUCUGAGGGAAGCAAGGGUCUUACACACCAGGUGCUCUAGUACUUGCUUAGUGAGCCAUGUUAUCCUCAUUAUUGAUCUGUGCCAGCAUUCAUCCGCUGUGCUGGAUUUACUUCUCCAAGGAACCCUUCUGUGGAAGGGUUGCCAGACUCCCUAUAGCACUCAAGCUUCAUGGUAAAAUUAAUUUCCACUAGGUCUUUGUUGUUUGCCUCCUUAACUCAUCUCCUGCUGUGCUAAUCCUUUUUGCAGUAGUUUGGACUCCUUUUGCAAAGGGUACAGUUUGUGAAUUUGUCAGACCUUUCAUGUUGGCAAAAUUUGAUGGAACACAUAAUACACAGCAGUGAGCACAUUAUAACAGAAGGGUGGUUUUUAAUUCUUUGUCUCUGUGUCUACAGAAGACGACUAAUAUGACUAGCAUUGGACACUUAGGUUGCUGCCUGUUUCUUACAACCAAAUUGUGCCUUUGUGAACCUCAGAAUUAGAAAACUAUAUUUAAUUAGUUGCAACAGAGGGCCUAAGUACACUGAAUUUAAUCAUUUUGUCAGGUUUAACAACUCUACAUACAUAAGGCUGAUAUAGAUUAAGGCUUACAAAAUGGACAUAAAGUGAAAGAAUGGGUAGAGAUAGUACAGAAGUAGAGAAACUUAUAACAUUAUACAAGA
Molecule: messenger RNA, 5034 nt
Organism: Castor canadensis (American beaver)
Lineage: Eukaryota; Metazoa; Chordata; Mammalia; Rodentia; Castoridae
Gene: Slc7a6
Product: solute carrier family 7 member 6
Biological process (GO): amino acid transmembrane transport
Cellular component (GO): membrane
Molecular function (GO): L-amino acid transmembrane transporter activity
Source: RefSeq, a predicted model, not a curated record